Apodemus sylvaticus (European woodmouse) is the source of this 1675-nucleotide messenger RNA. Its product is annotated as zinc finger protein 431-like. Lineage: Eukaryota; Metazoa; Chordata; Mammalia; Rodentia; Muridae. Gene Ontology annotation, molecular function: RNA polymerase II cis-regulatory region sequence-specific DNA binding; DNA-binding transcription factor activity. Gene Ontology annotation, biological process: regulation of transcription by RNA polymerase II. The transcript is spliced from 4 exons. Bases 54 to 1547 code for a protein of 497 amino acids. The record is from RefSeq and is a predicted model, not a curated record.
GUGCAGGGUCAUCUGUCAUAAAGGGGAGGAACAAGAAGCUCAGAACUGCAGACAUGGGUAUACUCACCUAUGAAGAUGUGCACGUGAACUUCACACAGGAAGAGUGGGCUUUGCUGGAUCCUUCCCAGAAGGGUCUCUACAAAGAUGUGAUGCUAGAGACCUAUGGGAAUCUGACUGCUAUAGGCUACGUUUGGGAAGAUCAUAAUAUUGAAGAAAACUUUCAAAGAUCUAGAAGAUAUGAAAGGCAUGAAAGAAGUCAUACUGAACAGCAACCCUCUGAGAUUUUUCAGCGUGGGCAAGCCUUUUCAUUUCAGAGUCAUAACCUAAGACAAGAAAGAAUUCAUACUGGAGAGAAACCCUAUGAAGGUGUCCAACAUUUUGAAGCCUUUGCAUAUCACAGUAGUCUCCAAAUACAUAAAACAAGAGUUGAUGGAGAGAAAACCUAUGAGUGUAACCAAUGUGGUAAAGAUUUUGUAUCUUACAGCUAUCUUCAAACUCAUCAAAGGGUACAUACUGGCCGGAAAGGUUUUGAAUGUAACCAUUGUGGUAAAGCCUUUUUAAAAAACAGUAAUCUCCAAAAACAUAAAAGAACACAUACUGGAGAGAAGCGUUAUGAAUGUAGCCAAUGUGGCAAACACUUUUCACAUCCGAAUGGUUUGUUAUAUCACAAAAGUUUACACACAGGAGAGAAACCCCAUGUGUGUCAUCAGUGUGGUAAAGCCUUUAGAGUUAAAAGUCAUCUUCAAAUGCAUAGAAGAACACAUACUGGAGAGAAACCUUUUGAAUGUAACCAAUGUGGUAAAGCCUUUGCACAAAAUAGUAGUCUUCUAACACAUAAAAGAAUACAUACUGGACAGAAACCUUUUCAGUGUAACCAAUGUGGUAAAGCCUUUUCAAGUAACUGCCAUCUCCUAAGACAUAAAAGCACACACACUGGAGAGAAACCUUUCAAAUGUAACCAAUGUGGUAAAGCCUUUGCAAGAAACUGUCAUCUCCUAACACAUACAAUAAUACAUACUGGAGAGAAACCUUUUGAAUGUAACCAAUGUGGUAAAGCCUUUGCACAAAAUAGUACUCUUCUAACACAUAAAAAAACACAUACUGGAGAGAAACAUUUUGAAUGUAACCAAUGUGAUAAAGCCUUUAGAAAUAUGGGUAAUCUUCUAACACAUAAAAGAAUACAUACUGGAGAGAAACCUUUUGAAUGUAACCAGUGUGGUAAAGCCUUUGUACAAAAUGGUAAUCUUCUAACACAUAAAAGAAUACAUACUGGAGAGAAACCUUUUGAAUGUAACCAAUGUGGUAAAGUCUUUGCACGAAAUAGUAAUCUUGUAACACAUAAAAGAGUACAUACUGGAGAGAAACCUUUUCAAUGUAACCAGUGUGGUAAAGCCUUUGCACAUAACUGUGAGCUCCAAAUACACAAAAGAAAACAUACUGGAGAGAAACCCUAUGAAUGUCAUCAAUGUGGCAAAACUUUUUCAAGUCUAUCUGGAUUCACAUAUCAUAAAAGAACGCAUAACUCAUACAGGAGAGAAACCCCAUGAAUGCAAUCAAUGUUGUUAAUCCUUGUUGUCCUUGUUUUUAAUAACUGCAUUGUAUUCCAUUGUAUAAAUGAAACAUUUUUUUUUUUUACUCCUUUGUCUGCUGAGAGAUAUCUGGAUGGUUUCCAGUU